Molecule: messenger RNA, 6855 nt
Organism: Scatophagus argus
Lineage: Eukaryota; Metazoa; Chordata; Actinopteri; Scatophagidae
Product: polypeptide N-acetylgalactosaminyltransferase 10-like
Exons: 12
Coding region: 112-2193 (693 amino acids)
Cellular component (GO): Golgi apparatus
Source: RefSeq, a predicted model, not a curated record
AGGUGCAUCUGAAGGCAGCGCAAGUCGUCAGUCUCUCAGAACUUUCGUGAUGAAUUAGUUUGGCUUUGUUAUGGCUGUUUUGUCCAUUUCCACCUUCGUUAUCUACUGGCUAUGAGUGCACAAGGGGAAACUCAGAUUUUAAGAGGCGUUACAUCUCAAGAAACGAGUCUUGCUGAACCCCCACCGCUUCACCCCCCGCUCUGGCGGAAGCGCAGCGGUUCGCUCCCCCUAGCGGCAGAGCUCACAGCCGCGGAGCGUCACAGCGCCGGCGGCCGUCCCCCAGUCAGAGUGAAAGUUCUCUCCGCUUCGGAAAGCGGUGGGUUCGGGACUUGCUGGUUACCACCGCCGCUGCUUCACUCGCUUUCUCCCGGAGAGAUGAGGCGGAAGGAUAAGAGGCUGCUGCAGUUCGCCGGGCUGCUCAUAGCGGCUCUUCUUUUCCUCCCCAACGUCGGCCUGUGGUCUUUGUACCGGGACCGAGUGUUCGACAACUCGCCCGACACCGUGGACGGACCGGGCGGCAUCUCCCUCCUACAGGGGGUGAACCGCGUGGGUAAGGACGCUCAGGUGGGACGUGAUGGCGUGCGCAGGAAAGACUGGCACGACUAUGACACAAUCAGAAAAGAUUCAUCUCGAUCCGGUAACGGCGAACAGGGGAAGGCCUUCCCCCUGACAGACGCUGACCGGGUUGACCAGGCCUACAGGGAGAACGGCUUUAACAUUUAUGUCAGCGACCGGAUCUCUCUCAACCGCUCUGUCCCUGACAUCCGCCAUCCAAACUGUAAACAGAAGCUGUACGCAGAGAAGCUUCCCAACACCAGCAUCAUCAUCCCUUUCCAUAACGAGGGCUGGUCGUCGCUGCUGAGGACCGUUCACAGCGUCCUCAACCGCUCGCCUCCACAGCUCAUAGCAGAGGUCAUCCUGGUCGACGACUUUAGCGAUAAAGAGCACCUGAAGACGGCGCUGGAGGAGUACAUGGUGCGGAUGCCGAAGGUUCGCAUCCUGAGGACCAAGAAGAGGGAGGGGCUGAUCAGGACCCGUCUGCUGGGAGCCGCCGCCGCUAAAGGAGAAGUCAUCACCUUCCUGGACUCGCACUGUGAGACCAACGUCAACUGGCUGCCUCCGCUGCUGGACCGAAUUGCACAAAACAGGAAGACCAUCGUGUGUCCAAUGAUCGAUGUGAUCGACCACGACAACUUCGGCUACGAGACGCAGGCUGGAGACGCCAUGCGAGGGGCGUUUGACUGGGAGAUGUACUACAAACGGAUUCCCAUCCCUUCGGAGCUGCAGAAGGAUGACCCCAGUGAACCCUUUGAGUCCCCAGUGAUGGCAGGUGGAUUGUUUGCUGUGGACAGGAAGUGGUUCUGGGAGCUGGGAGGAUAUGACACGGGUCUGGAGAUCUGGGGAGGAGAACAGUACGAGAUCUCCUUCAAGGUGUGGAUGUGUGGUGGUCGGAUGGAGGACAUCCCUUGCUCUAGGGUGGGACACAUCUACAGGAAGUACGUCCCCUACAAAGUUCCUGGUGGGGUCAGUCUGGCCAGGAAUCUGAAGCGUGUGGCCGAGGUGUGGAUGGACGAAUACGCUGAAUACAUCUACCAGCGCCGGCCCGAGUACCGUCACCUGUCGGCAGGAGACAUGACGGCCCAGAAGGAGCUGAGAAACCACCUCAACUGCAAGAGCUUCAAGUGGUUCAUGAGCGAGGUGGCCUGGGAUCUGCCCAAACACUACCCACCGGUGGAGCCUCCUGCUGCAGCCUGGGGGGAGAUUCGUAAUGUGGGCAGCGGCAUGUGUAUGGAGAGUAAACACUUUGUAUCAGGGAGUCCCAUCCGCCUGGAGAGCUGCGUGAAGGGCCGGGGCGAAGUGAGCUGGAGCCACGGACAGGUGUUCACGUUCGGCUGGCGAGAGGACAUCCGUGUCGGUGACCCCAUGCACACUAAAAAGGUCUGUUUUGACGCCAUCUCCCAUAACAGCCCCGUCACCCUGUACGACUGUCACGGCAUGAAGGGCAACCAGCUGUGGCGCUACAGAAAGGAUAAGAGCCUGUACCACCCGGUCAGUAACAGCUGUGUGGACAGCAACCCCACUGAGCGGAGGGUCUUCAUGAACACGUGCGACCCCUCGGCCCCCAGCCAGCAGUGGCUGUUUGAGAGAACCAACAGCACCGUGCUGGAUCGCUUCAACCAGGGCACCAACUGAGGCCCUGCAGACGUGGACCUGCUGUUGCUGAUGCUGUGAAAAGGGUUUUUCCGUUUACUCUGGAUCCCCGUUUACCCGCUGCUGAGGUGACAGCUGCUUCUCUUUGGGGUGCUCAGAGUGAGGCAUGAUGGGAUACCGCGGGGGAAGCUGCUUAUUACACGUGACGGAUGGGUGACUGUGUGUGUGAGGUGUGUUUGCUGUGGCAGUGGUGGGUCCGUCGCUGAUUUUACUGUUGAUUGGUUAUCUGACAUUCCUCUCCUCUCUUCUCUUGUGUCUGUUUCAAAGUCUCUUCGUCUUCAUCCUCCGUCUCUCUCCUCCGCCCGCCUCCGCCUGCACGUCCGCCUCUAUCUGCCUGCAUGACUGCGUCUUUGCCCACAGACUCCAUUCUCGCUCUCAAAUCCCCUUAUGUCUCUGCAGCUCCAACAACCUCCUGGGGGGGUGGAGUGGGUGGGGGGGGGUUGCUCCUGCUGAGCCAAAGUCAUCCUGACACCUGGAUGAAGCCAGGCAGAACCACUCUGAAAAUCACCUGCUGAAUUGAUUCUCCUUUACUACCCUCACCCUCCCUCUGUUCCCUCCCCCAUCCUGUCCCCCCUUCCCCUCCGGCUGGUAGCUUCUCCUGCUCUGCUCUCCUCUGCGUGUGGGCAGAGCUGCUCUGAAUGUAGCAGCAGACAAAGGGAGUGUAAGAGGAAGAGACUUCUCCUGUGCUCCUCCUCCUCCUUGCUGUUAAUCAAUGGGUCAUCUGCAGGUUUGUCGCUCUCAGAGCUGAGUGCUGUCUAUUGCUGGGGUUUGUGUGGGCCCACUCCUGCUGGCUAAGGGCUUGUUUGUUGUUGUGCUGGCGGGGGGAGUAGGAGCUGCUGUCACACCUCUCAGAGUCUCCUCCUGCUUUCUGCUGCUCCCCACAUGACUCCGCUGAUCAGUUGCCGGAACGACCCCGUCACACACGGCCAAGUGCGAGGUCACGGUGUGAAGCGGCAGGCGGGAUGAGGAGCUAUGUGACCGGCAGGCCAGUUGAUUGGCAGGAGGACCCCCUGAUUGGUUGGCUGGCGCGAUGACUGGUCGCUUCAGUGCAUAGGAGGGACUCGCUGAGGAAGCUCUGGGAUUGAGACAAAUCUGGGGUUUAACUGCAUAAAGCACUUGUGUAAUGAUAAACUUGAAUGAAAUCUUAGUGCCUUGUUGGAAGAGGACUCAGUGUAGGUGUGUGUGUAUGUGUGUGUGUGUGUGUGUAUACCCAGCAUGUCCACAGCAGCAUUGAGGACUUUUUGUGAAAACUGGAUGGACCUGGACUCUGGUGCAGGACGUGGGAGGAACACACGUCUAACUGCUGGGUGUCUGCAGAGCUAAAGAUGCAUUUGUUUUGUCCACCAUGUUCUCCUCCUGCCUUGGAAAGAGACAAGCUCUGUUCCGUUUUAAUCAUGACAUGAUGCUGUUCCCACCUCUUCAAUCCAAAGUACUUUUUUAGGGAAGUGUUGUUGUUUACCACAUUCUGAAUCCCUUUUGGUUUUUAAAGAAAUGUUAUCUCCUCCUUUUGUUUUAAUCUUGAUGAUGGUUUUGUUUGAAUUUUCGCUCAAUGUGACGUUGUGGUCUGUCGUCUGCAUCCUUCUCUCAUCUGAUAAAGUGUAGGCGUGUGAUAUUUUAAUGUUGGAUUUUAACAAAUCAAAAAGUCAUAUCCCUGACAUAUUUAAGUAAAACAUUUGUAGAACACAUCCAGCUCUUUAGCGACACAUUCUGCACUGUUGACAGAAAUCUUUCACAAUCAUUAGGAGAGAGCAGAGUUGGAUGGUGUAUCAGUGUCUGUGCUGAUGGUUUUACUGUUAGAAUUUUAAGUAGAAGAAGACACUAAAUUUCAGUCGAAAUAGCUGAACUCCACAAGGUCAUGUUCAUCCAUUCAUCUUUCAAAUCGAUUUAUUUGAACAAGGAACAUUUUACUAUUUUAACUGUUGACAAAACCUAAAACCCCAGUCAGAGAUGACGAGUAUCACGACGGUUGCUAUUGACUUUAACUCAGUCUCCCCGUUUCAGGGCCCUGUGUACAUUCAGAUUUCAACAAGGCAUUUGGUGCAUCAUCUUCUGCAUAAAAUAGGGAUCAGUUGUGUGCCGCCUACUUCAGUCAAGAGGAACAGAGUGUUAUGAUGAAGAGCUAUGUGGAAUAUAAAAGAAUUAUUGCAGUACCAAGCAAAUAAGGCGAGAGAGGAAUGCUAAUAUAAUAUUUAUUUUACAGCUCAAUGCACUCCCAGUGUUUAUCUCUAACACGACAGCUGCACUUUGUAGAGCUCAGCUUUACACAGAUUUAAAUGUAAUCAUCACUUAAGUUUUUGUUCAAAACAAAUCAAGUCAAAUCUGUUCAUAGCCAGUUUUAAAGGGGAAACUCUGAACAUGACCUCCUCGAGCAGGUCAGGGGUGCAGCAUCAGUUACCGUGGUGAUCCACACAGGUUAAAAGAGCCAUCUUUGUAACCUGGCUACAGCAUAAGCUUCUGUACAUCAACAAACACACACACACACACUUGAUCCUUGUUUCAUUUUCAUUGCAGUUUGAAAAUCCAUCAGUCAUCUUAUUCAGUGUGGUCAUCUGGCUCAGUUUUUCAGUGUUGUUCAGGCUCUUUUUUUCUUCUCCUUGACCUUCAUGCUCCACACCUGGACAGCUUGUACCUUGUCAGAUUGUUGAGAGGUGAUGCUGCUUCAGACCACUGAGUCACUGCUGGAGCCAAGUGUCCUCUACGGUAACCAAUGGGACUGCCUGUCCGUUUUACACUAUGAUCAGUUCAUUUCUCUGCAUUUUUCUUCUUUUCUUUGACAUGUCGCCACAGCAACAGUGUUUCAGGAUGAGAACAGUUCUGUUGGGAUCAGCGGUGUGCAAUCAUUUGACUACAUUGUGAAGGAUUGUUUAAUACGAGCACUGUGCUUAUGGACAAAGUUGUGUGGAGAACUGGAAACACGAGGCGACAUUUUGGGCUUGUUGACAACAGCAGAGCAGAUCUGACAGUGCGGCCACAGAGCUUCAUAAAACAACAACUGUACAGCCCUCAAAAACAAGAAAAAUAAGCCAAUAAACUGGGGGAAAAAAUCAACUAAAUUGUCUGCAUACACACAAGAAUUUUUCCCUUGCCAAGAUUUUUUAAAACAAGUAAAUAUAUCUCAGAUCCACAGAUAUCUUUGAACCAGUGCAGCAGACUGAAAUAGGAACAUCUGUUUGGAUAUAAAGAGAGUAUAUCUGAGAACAAGUUCAGAUACACUAAAACAAUUCCACUUGUCUGUCCAUUAUGUUUCAUAUAUUAACAUGCUGAAAAAUAAUCUGGCUAUUUUAAUGCUAAGAGGCUUCAGGGGUUACUCAGAGCAUUUUAGUGUCUUUUUGCUCAGUUUUGAUUUCCUGGCACCGAUUCCUUCAUGCACCAAAGAGCAGUGGAACAUCUAACAGCUAAAAAAAAUUCAGAUAUUUCUCUAAAAGACAACUUGAACUGAAAUAUAAUGUUGGUUUUGUUAGUUACACUAAGUUUAUAAAUGCGUUAAUAUGUCAGGUCUGUGUCAGAUUGUUGUGGAGGUCUUCUGCCCCCAAGUGGCUAAAAUAUUACUGCAGCUUAAAGCAUGAGCUCACCAAGUCGUACAGUCAGCACUCCUGGCUUUGACAGUGUGGUGAGCUUGGUUACGAGUUAAAUCCGCAGCUCUCAGCUCCUCUGGAUGGUGCACAGGCUCUCCCAGGGGGGCUGAAGCAAGCCAAACCUUGUCGGAGUGUUUGUGAAGCACUGUGGCAACCACGUGUCGUCCAUCGGCCAGGCAGCAGUCUCAUGUGAGCUGCAGGAACUUAAAUUACCUCUUUGGGGAAACUGGCAUUGCCCAAGAUGUUGCUGACUUUCUCUCUUCACUAAAUAAGCUUGUGAAGGAUGAAUACAUUUUGCUUAUCAGAGCACCUUUCUGUUGCACAUGGAAAAUGUUUUUAUUACCUCACACUGUAACUUGAGUCAAGUCUUAACAGCCACGAUUUACACUCGUUUUAUUCCAGCUUUUAUCUGCUGUGGUAAAGUAGAAAAAGUACUGAGUGGUCUAUCAGUUUAAAGGAAGAGUUCAUACCCAGAAAAGAAAGUUGAGUCAUUGUCUCCUCACCGUCAUGCUGAUGGCAAGUCGGGUGAAGUCUCACAGCCUCCUCCUGAGCUCCUGCAGAAGCUCACUUUUAAAAUGGCUCCAAACAGCUCAGAACAGAAAUUAUUUCUGUUUUGGUUCAGCUGGCUUGAGAGGGAAAUUAAUUUUCAUUUUUGGGUGAACUGUUCCUUUAAGCAUGCAAACACCUGUUUUACUUCUCCACAGUUCAUGGGAUAUGGCCUUUGUAAAUGUGCUGCCUAUGAAAAAAUGUUAUUUUUCCACCCAUGCUGUUGUGAUCAGACUAAAACUUGCUGAGCAAUGUGCAGGAAUCUGAUUUUCUAAAAGAAAAGGUUUUUAUCGUCCACGGCCGGACAGCCACACAAUGUUGUGUACCUGUGUGUGAAUUUUGUUGUGAGGGAAGUGUAAAUUUUGUAUCUCGUGAAAAACAAAAACAUCCAAUAUUUUUUUCUACUGACAUUGCAACUGUAAAAGUGUAUUUAGAUAUUUAACAAACUGUACAAUUAAACUGGAAUUGUAUGAUAUUUUUGCUGAAAUUGUACAAUAAAAAGGUUUCUAUAUUUGGAUGAAAA